Cercospora beticola is the source of this 1144-nucleotide messenger RNA. The record is from RefSeq and is a predicted model, not a curated record. NCBI's taxonomy places the organism in Eukaryota, Fungi, Ascomycota, Dothideomycetes, Mycosphaerellales, Mycosphaerellaceae.
CCCCCAUGGCGCAAGCAUUGGGGGCUAUCGAAUUCAGGCGCAUCUAUCUCCCGACGUAGCAAAUCUCAGUCAUCCUGCUAGAGCAAAACCUGUCAAGAUAAGCCAGCUCACCUCUCUUUAUGAGUUUCUUCCAGCCCAAACACUUCCUCCGCACACUGAACAGCUUCGCGAAAGCACAAUCCGCGACCUCUAUCCUCACUCGAGCUACGACACGAAAUAUGGCUACUGCUAUGGGAAAACGCCUUGAAGGCAAGACAAUUGUUAUCACGGGAGCUUCUUCUGGCAUUGGGAAAGCCACCGCGCAAGAGUUCGCUCGCACGUCGCCGAAGAACCUCAAGAUCGUCCUUACAGCUCGCCGAGUCGAUGCACUGAAGCAAUUGGCAGCGGAUAUCAACAAGGAAGUAGGAGAUGGCGUAAAAGUGCUGCCCGUCCAACUAGACGUCAGCAAGCCAGAGGAAGUGAAGCAAUUCAUCCCAAACCUGCCACAAGAAUUCCAGGACAUUGAUGUCCUGGUCAACAACGCUGGACUCGUGAAGGGCGUGGACAAAGCAGGCGAGAUCAAGGACGAGGACAUUACUGUGCAAUUUGCGACAAACGUGACAGGUCUGAUCAACAUGACGCAAGAAGUCCUCAAGGUCAUGAAGAAGAAGGGAGAGUCCGGAGCAGGAGAUAUCAUCAAUAUUGGAUCGAUCGCUGGUCGUGAACCAUACCCCGGAGGAAGCAUUUACUGCGCUACGAAAGCUGCUGUGCGAUCCUUCACAGAUGCUAUGCGGAAAGAGUUGAUCGCGACGAGGAUAAGGGUUAUCGAGAUCGAUCCUGGUCAGGUGGAGACGGAGUUCUCGGUCGUGCGAUUCUAUGGUGAUAAGGAGAAGGCCGAUGCUGUAUACAAGGGUGUCACGCCUUUGACACCAGAUGAUAUUGCUGAGACGAUUGUGUUCUCCGCUGGGAGACCUGAGAAUGUGGUCAUCGCUGACCUGCUCGUGUUCCCUAACCACCAGGCGGCUGCUACAGUCAUGCACAGGCGAUCGUAGACGUUCUGUUUCUGACAUGUGUUUAUAGGCUGGUGCAGGUAUACUGCACAGGAAACCAUCUUCAAAGAUUUAGAAGUGUAUAUACCUCUUUCAACCUGGAGCACUUCUCCUGA